Mya arenaria is the source of this 4675-nucleotide messenger RNA. RefSeq lists its product as uncharacterized. The transcript is spliced from 10 exons. The coding region runs from base 239 to 2938 and encodes 899 amino acids. The record is from RefSeq and is a predicted model, not a curated record. Lineage: Eukaryota; Metazoa; Mollusca; Bivalvia; Myida; Myidae.
AUUUUUAACCAUAAUUUGAGGAUUAUAUACGUCGAGCGGAACCAAAGGCAUUUGAAACAAAUUAGGAAUUUGUAGAAGAAAAUGCCGAGAGAAUUGCUGGAAGGAAGAUUAAGGAUCAUUGUAAACAAAUCUUAAACUAGAAAGAUGUCAACCGGCAACUGAACUGGAUAACUUAUUGAUGACACAGUGGAACGCUCGCAGAUCAACUCUUUAUAUUAAGAGUAUAAAGGCUAAUUAAAUGAUGACAACAAACAUUGAUAUUAAACCACUAUGGAAAAGAGCAGAAAAUUGGUUCAGAACCAUUAUUUGCCGAGACGCUACUAAAACAAUCUUAACAGAGUUUGCAGAGGAUUUUAUGUUGGAUUUCAAAAAACUUGCAAGAAAUGAAGUUGUGAAACGAAACAAUCUUCGUAAAUCUGUUAGUUGUUCAGAAUGUUCAAUUGUUGAUCUGUUGCCAUGCCCUACGGAUGACGUUUGUUGGUUUGAAAAUGGAGUUUGCAAAUUCCACGUCACAAGACCGAAAGCUUGUCCAAACCGGCUUUGCAAUGGUAUCGUGGAAUAUAUUAUCAAAAGUCAUCGUCAUCAAUCGCCAUCGUGGAGAAAUACAGAAUCUUCAUUGUGGUUCAAAAAUCCUUGGGAAAUUGCAAAAUGUUUUCUUCCCUCCGACGGAUAUAAAGAUGUAAAUUCGGCAGGAGAAACAGAUUUCGAUGGCAUAGUUAGUGUCAUACAGAAUUGCUUGACGUUUGAAAAUGUAUUCGAUCAAAAUCUGGCACAGUCAGAAAAUAGUCUGACUAAGGCACUUGCAGUUUCAAGAGGCAUGGCCUUUAGAACAUCACUACACAUGACAGACGAACAAAUGAACUGCAACAUGCACAUUUUCGAAUCACUUCUGAGAGAUACCAACUGCCUUAAAGAAAGAAAGGCUACAAAAGAAGCUUUAGAGACAAUCAAGAAGGUACGCACCUCGUCUGAUGUGUCUGAUAUGUACAAGCGGAAAAUUCCAGAAACAGUGAACUGGUUGAGACUGGAACAGGCUAAGUUGAGCCUUUUCGUCAAUCAUUUGAUCUCGAUGACAAAGGAAAUAAUGGAUGGACACAUGGAAAAAACAGAGCCUUUACAAAAGAAACAGAAAACAUCACACACUAGACAACUGCGUUCUGCCGAUUCGUCGAAUGGACAAAGCUCUGCAUCAGACACGAUGAUUAUUGACAAAGACAUGCACAGGUGGUUUUCAGUUUACAAACAUGCAUGCACAGAUGUUCGUGAAAUAAACAUAGCAACGGAUUCGCUGCUGUCUGCUAUGGGUAUAAAAAACAUCGUUGACGGCAACCGAGAAUUCGUAUCAAAUUCUGCAGAAGUAGUCCAACUGAUAUUUAUGAUUGACCACACAACAAUGGAUUUGAAAGAGAUAUUUCACAGCAUCCGGGAAAAAACUGACGGUAGUUGUAAACCCUUGAGUCUCGGCCAAGAAACUACAUGUUCAACGAUAUAUAUUGGUAGCAGACAGAAUAUGGAGGAAAUCAAACGCUGUUCGAAUGUGGGACUAUUAUUCUAUGGCUUACACGAAAGUUCCGUUCUGAAUUGCAAUGAGAUGGUUUUUGGUGUUACAAACACGAAAGACACAAAUGCCUUUAUUGAGAAACUUGACGAUCUCCUAGAACGUAUUGCCAUCAAGGCGCUUCAAAGGAAAACAGAGGCGUUGGUUUUGCUAAAGAGCCAAGUAUGUGAAAAUACUGAAAACAAGCGAUCGUACGAGUUGAUCGAGUCUGAACUUAAAAAGCUAGGAUUCUGUAUUAGCAGAAACAUGGACAAAGGGGAAGUAUGCGAUGCGCAAGCAAGCACCAGCGGAACAAUAUUCAAACUACGAAGCAUAGGAAGAAAUUUCUUUCAGAAUGUAGUAAGUCGGAAAUCGGAGAUCGAUCGACAAUUAUGCUGCCUGAAAGCGCUGUAUGCACGCAGCGGUGUUCCUGAAGAUGAAAAACCUACAUUUCCUCAAGAGAAUAUAUGCUGGAAUAUCGAAAAAGUCAAGUCAGCUCUGAAAGGUAUUUCCAAUAUUCAAGGAUUUGGCCAGUCGCUUGGUAAGUUAAAUGUGUAUAUAAAUGGGGUCAAUACCACGCAGAAGGAAAUAUCAUCAACACUUGUCGGAAAGGAAUUACAGAAAGUUGGUUUGGAUGUCGCUGACUACAAAAUGCAUUUCAUAAACAGUGAAAAGAAUUUUUGUCACACCGUAGGCGAUAAAAUAUACACAGAACCUAAGUCGGGGACUUUAGGCGCAUUUGCGUUGAGGUCAAAAAGAUGUGAAGAAAGGAAACUCUGUGCGUUGUUAUCGUUACACGUUGCAAAACACCAGGUCGAACAUUUGGACGAAAGAGAAGAAAUACCGCUCGAAACAAGACGCGGCAGAGUCGGUUACAUUCUAAGGCCACUUCUUUUCUCUGACCCUAGCAGAAAAUAUCUAGACAUUGCUUCUGCGAAAAUAGAUGAUGCACAUAUUAAAUUAUGCGACACGCAGUUAAAAGAUGAACAUGGAGAUAUAAAGUUGUGCACGCUUUUCGAUUUUGAAAGAGACGAUUUGCAAUUCCUAGACGGUAUGCCAGUUCACAUUUGGGGUGCCUCUUCUUCGCCAGGACUAGGAAGAAUAAAGGAAAGCAAUUUUCACAUGGAAAACGGUUUGCACAUCUUAUUAGAAAACAGAGAAGCAUCGUCCGAACAGUUUUGCAAAGAAGGUGACAGUGGAUCUGUCGUUUGUGCAUUCCACAGAAGGAAAAGAUCGCUCAUAGCUUUGGGAAUGGUAAUAGGCGAAUUUAAUACGCGCCAACAACCUACCGAAAAGCGAUAUCUCGCACUUCAGUUAAAGGAAGGCUUGCAUCAAUUAUCAGAAUUGCAAAACGCCACUUACCAGCUUUGCACUGGAAAUACUGAGGGAGAUGGGUUGUAACAACUCAAUGCCCAAUAAGAUGUGAGCGAGCUUUGCGCAACCGUUAAGGAAGAGGAUUUUUUUUGUUGUACGUCUCAUAAAGAUGCUUCGGACUGUUUUUUCCCUGAUAUAAUGGACAGUUUUCGGCCUUUUAUCCUUACUUAAAUAAAAAGAACUAUGUAUAUGUUUUCUUUGCACGACAAAUGAGACUAAAUGUUGCAGGUAAUUUUAAAAGUAUUGUUGGAAAUGCAGAGAGAAAGAGGGAGGGAAAGUUAGAGAGAGAGAGAGACAGAGAGAGAGAGAGAGAGAGAGAGAGAGAGAUAUUUAUUUGUGCAUAUAUUUUAACAAUGAGUAACGGAUGUAUUUCAAUAACAAUAGUGCGCAGACGGACUUUAGAAUAUAUCUAGAACAAAUGUGUAAAUGUCAGAUUUAAAGUAAAAUAUUGUUAAUAUUGAUAAAAAGCAAAUGUAAUGGCAUUGUCGAGAUUAAGAAUAUCUUUGCAUAAACUACAAGUACAGGCAGGAAGAUGGUAAAUGCCAGCAGCAGUUCCUCAUGUGGAAAGCAAAUGUAAUGUAUGCAAUGUACUUAAUGAUAAGUAAUGUUUUGACCUUGAAUCAAAACUGUUUAUUGAUUAUUGAUACUGUUUACUAUGUGUAUAAGGUAAAAUACUUUUUCGAGUUUGUAAGCUAUUUAAAACUAUAAUGCCUUUAUGUCCAGGUCAACGGUUCAUUGUAUCAUCUUGUAUUCAUGUGGCAUCUGUAGAACAAGUACGUACGGGCGACUGGAACAUUCAUUCAUUUAAAUACUGCAAAGCUGUUCUAUACAUUCGUUUAGCAUCCGUGUUCAUUUUGGCGUCCGUGAGAAAUCGCGCAUUAUAUAAAAAUACUGAAACUAAGCAGGCGCGGACAGGACUUUACUCAACAAAACAUUACAAUGCAUUAAAUGCAAUACUAACGAUAUUAAUUCUGGGUACAACUUAAGGUUUAUAAAGCUCCAUUGUUUCAGUAUGGCUUUGGGUAUGCUUGGAUUGCCGAAGAUGUUGGAGAUAUAAAUAUAUUUAUGUAUCAUUUUGAAACAAGAAUUGCUGAUUGUUGUAGACAAACAUGGCUUGGUGAUGUAAAUAAUUCCUCACGUUGUGAUACUUAUAAAUGCUUUAAGUCUUUAUUGAAUGUUGAAAGAUACCUUAAUAUCAGUUUACCGUUCCUGUACAAAAAUCAUUGGCUAGAUUUAGAACCUCUAGUCAUAAACUCCAUAUGGAAAUUAAUCGAUUUUUAGGUAUUGAUAAAAAUGAUCGCUUCUGUAUUUAUUGUUUAUUUGAUAAAGACAUACUUGUUAUUGAAGAUGAAUAUCAGUCAUAAACUCCAUAUGGAAAUUAAUCGAUUUUUAGGUAUUGAUAAAAAUGAUCGCUUCUGUAUUUAUUGUUUAUUUGAUAAAGACAUACUUGUUAUUGAAGAUGAAUAUCAUGUGUUUUUUAAGUGUUCAAGAUUUAAUGACAUCCGGGAAAAUUAUUUGUUUUCUUGGUAUCGUGGAAAUACUGACAUUGUUCAUUUCUAUAAUAUGAUGGCAUCGGAAAAUGUUACCCAUAUUAAAUCCCUUUCUCUUUACGUUCAUAAACUCAUGUUAGCUAUAGAUAACACAUAACUUUGUUAACCAAGAGACACAACUCUUAUUUAGUUACAUAUAUGCAUUUUGUUAUAUUUGAUUUGCAUUGUAACAUGUAUUAUGGGCUGGAGGCCUUUCAUUCAAAUAAACUUUCGU